Molecule: messenger RNA, 14977 nt
Organism: Ostrea edulis (European flat oyster)
Lineage: Eukaryota; Metazoa; Mollusca; Bivalvia; Ostreida; Ostreidae
Exons: 70
Coding region: 56-10810 (3584 amino acids)
Biological process (GO): protein dephosphorylation
Cellular component (GO): membrane
Molecular function (GO): protein tyrosine phosphatase activity; calcium ion binding
Source: RefSeq, a predicted model, not a curated record
GCCCCUCGUAUUUAGCUUGUUUAUGUGUUUGGGUGAAGACGUAUUUUGAUAUGAAAUGUCGGUUUGGUGUUGGGUAACUUGUAUUCUGGUCCUGCAGAUAUUGAAACAGAUCAAUGGUUAUGACCUCGUACGACUCACAAACAAAGGGGCGGACGACGGAAGUUACACCGUUGAAGUUCACUACGAUCAGAAAUGGCGCACAAUCUGUGGUCGGCAUUGGUCUUCCGCCAACGCACGUGUCGUCUGCAGACAAACAGGACAGCCCGCCACCACUGGUUCAACCAAAUGUAGCACAAAGCAUCCUUGGGUGAAGGCCUUUCAAGUUGGUUCAAAUGAAGGGCCAUGCCCCCUUCGAAGGGGAGGUAAUCACAAAAAUGCAAAAUUAGGGACUCGAUGUGUAGCAGAAUUUCGACUGAGCAAAGAUCUGGAGGAAGAGGAAGCAGAGGCGGUGAAUUUGAAUUAUCAGUGUAUGGGAAAUGAAACGGCUCUUCACAGAUGUCCUUACGAUUUUAGUAGCACGCAUGGUAGCAGAAUAUAUACAUCAUGCAGUAGGCAGCCCCGUUUUGCUGUCAUUUGUGGAACUCAGUGUCCUGCCUGGCGUUAUGGAGAGGACUGUCUUCCUUGCCCUUGCAAUCAGAACAAUACGGAGAAAUGUGACGAUAAAUCAGGAAAAUGCACGUGUAAAGCCGGCUUUUCUGGGGAGACUUGUGACUGUCAGGAUGGAAAACAUACAUGUAACCCUACAACCUCGUUUUGCCAUAUGGACAACGGAAACCCAGUGUGUCUUUGCAAAAAAGGAGUAACAUCAACAUCACAGAAUAAAUGCAAUGGGUUUGGUUUGCGGUUUGCGGAUAGAGCUGCCAAUGACACUGGAGAGGUGGAGUUUUACAAUAAUGGGACGUGGAAUGCCCUGUGUAUUAUGAGAUCAAGUAAUACAGAAAUUGUUGAUGUUAUUUGCAGACAACUCGGUCUACCGAUAGUACAUACUAGUGCAUUUCUUUCCAAAUAUAUUCCCAAAACUGACCUGCCAGAUUAUCAGAUUGCUGAGACAAUGUGUGAGGGUACAGAAACAUCUCUUGUUGAUUGUAAAAUGACCAUGGUUCCUGCAAUGUCAUGUAACAUUGCAGUAGGAAUAAUGUGCUCCUCAGCAUGCCCAAACUGGAGAUUUGGAGAGAAGUGCAAUUUAUGUUCCUGUAACAAAACGAAUUCGGAGAGCUGCGAUCCUUCAACAGGAGAAUGUAAAUGUAAAUCAGGAUUCACUGGCGCCACCUGUGACUGCUUACAGGGAAACAACCCCUGUAAUGAAACAAUCUCUGAAUGCCAUGCACAAUUAGGAAAACCAACAUGUCUUUGCAAAACAGAAUUCAUUCAUAAAAAUUACAGUUGUACAGAUCCGAUAAGGCUUGCAAACUUAACAACAACUGUAACAACCAGUGGGAGUAAACUUUAUGAGGGAAGAGUGGAACUUUAUAUUAACGGUAGUUGGGGAACAAUUUGCGAUGAUGCUGCCCACCCUGGAGUGAAAAUGAUUGAAGUUCUCUGCAGAAAUCUUGGUCUACCAAGCACAUACUUGGAUUAUGCAGGCACUGCGUAUUAUGGAAUGGGCACAGGUCCAAUCCAUUAUACCUUUGUGCACUGUACAGGGAAGGAAGCAUCAGUGUCGCAGUGUUAUACUUCAACGUCCUCCUAUUGCAGUCAUAGUGAAGAUUUGGGUAUCAGAUGUGGUGAAGAAUGUCCGGAUUUUAGAUUCGGAAGCGAUUGUCUGAACUGUCAGUGCGUCCGUUCAAACACACAGUUUUGUAAUAAGACAUCAGGAGAGUGUGUUUGUAAAGAUGGCUAUGAAGGACAGACAUGUUCGUGCCAGAAAGGCAAACAUAUGUGCAAUCUACAAACGUCCAUUUGUGAAAAUAACAUGUGUUAUUGCAAGUUUGAAAACAACGAAACAAAAUCAUCUUGUUUUGAGAGGCUCCGAUUGGACAAAGAAAAUGGCAGUUACUUACAAUAUCAUGCAAAUAAUCAAUGGAAUUAUUUGUGCAACAGUGCGACAUCGUCGAGGUUCUCAACUGAACAGAUUCUCUGUCGUGUAUUGCAUCAGCCAACAAAGAUUACCAAACUUGAGGUGAAGUACAGUUCUCCAGUAGGCUAUAAGUUUACUGUUGAUGAAAGCUGUCGGAAUCCCUGGCUUCCAAAUAGAGCAGAAUGCCUGACAUUUGAGAACACAUCAACUGCAUGUUACAAUGGAAUUGUGACACUACAGUGCUUGGAAGAAUGUCCAGAUGGGAUGUACUUUAAAGAAUUAGGCUUUGGAUGCGAAAAAUGUCGAUGCAACAUGAAGAACACUAAACGUUGUGACAAGACUGGGAAAUGUAUCUGUAAAUCGGGAUAUGAGGGGGCGCUUUGUGACUGUGUGAAAAAUACCUGUAACACCGCAGUGGCUUUUUGUCAAAACAAUCAGAACGGAACCAAAUGCUUGUGCAAACCAGGCUACGAAAACCGAGGAUAUAAUUGUGAAGACUCCAUGAGAUUAGAAUUGAGUAAUCAAUCAUAUUUCAAAAGAGUGAAGUACAAAAUCGACAGUUCUUGGGUUUAUGCUUCAAAUCCGUCAUCAUAUGUUAGUUCAUCAGAAAGAGGUGUUUGUGUACGAAUGGGAUUACCAACGUUUUACAAUAAACUUGGAGUAGAAACCAUACAUCAAUUGAUGAACUUAACAGAUUUUGAAUGCAUGAAUAAAGAAUACGUUGCACUGAGCCUCAAUUACUCAGAGUGUAUAAACCAAAAUAGACCGAGAUAUUACUUUGCUCCUUCCAGCAACUUAAAGACAGCGUCAUGUCUGAAGGAGUGUCCCAAAAUGAUGUUUUACAAUACCACAUCUUUUGAGUGUGUGCUGUGUAGUUGUAACAAUAACAACACCGUUUCCUGUAACCAGACGACAGGGGAGUGCAAGUGUAAGGCAGGGUUUUUCGGACCGUCAUGUGACUGCAUCCAAAACCAACACAACUGUAACAACACCUACUCCUACUGCUCCUUCCAAGGAAGCGCACCUACCUGUACUUGUCGUCUUGGGUUUUACGGGAAAAAUUUGGGCUGUUUUGAACCUUUGCGAUUUAUCAGAAACACUGGUGUUUUGGAAUUGUACGAUAGAGGUGAAUGGAAGCUCAUUUCCACUAGCUAUAAGUGGAAUGAUGAUGAAUCAAAAGUGAUCUGCAGACAGUUAGGCUUACCAACGUUUUAUGUGAGAUAUACAACCAAAUCUCGAAGUGCCACCAACCUGAGAUACAGUGAAUAUAAUAAUAAGAAAAAAUUAACUUAUCUUUCUUGUUCGGGAGAGGAGACAGAAAUAUCACAGUGCAGUUUUAGUACAUCGUCAUAUAUUUCUAGCUACACAUCAUUUGCAAUUGUCGAAUGCAGAAGAGAUUGUCCAGAUUUUCUGUAUGGUCCAACGUGCAAGCGAUGUGAAUGCAACCAGCUGUACUCCAGAUACUGCAAUAAAACUACAGGAGAAUGCGUAUGUAAAUCAGGCUACUCUGGUGACACGUGUGACUGUGUGCAGGGAUCUCAUUUCUGUAACGCCACCUUCGCGUUUUGUGGACUACCAACUCCAUCCUGUUACUGCAGGGAUCAGUACAAUAGGCGUGGACUAAAGUGCAAAGAUUCACUACAAUUUUAUAACAAUGUUAAUGGAAGCAAGGGCGUACUACAGAUCUACAAGAAUGAGUCCUGGAACACAUUCUGCGAUGAUUCAUUUGCCAGAGAUGAAGCACUUGUUGCAUGUAGACAACUACGACUUCCAACUCGGUACAUAACAUUUGCAACCAUAAAGUAUAGUCAGAGAAUACCAGGUGAAUACAAUUUAGGAAUUGUGUACACAAUACAAUGCAAUGGAAACGAAACCAGUCUCUCUGACUGUAAGAAGUUCAGCACACACGGAUCGUAUUGUUCUCACAGUGAAGAUGUUUACCUUCAGUGUUUAUCUGAAUGUCCGAAGUGGACUUACGGAGAUGAGUGUGAAAAUCUGUGUGUAUGUAACCAGACAAACAGUUUGUCAUGUGAUGAAGACACUGGAAAAUGUUCCUGUAAACCAGGAUAUUUUGGAGAGUUUUGUAACUGUAAAACUGGAGUUCACAAAUGCAACACAGCGAUAUCGAUCUGCCACACGAAUUCCAGUGGAGAUGGAGUGUGUCUCUGUAAAGCUGGAUUGUCUGAUAGAGAUUACCAAAAUGAGGGAUGCUACAAGGAAUAUGUACGAUUAAUCAACCAGACAUCUUCUAACGAAGCAGCUGUUGAAAUGUUCCACUCAGGAAUGUGGGGAGGGAUAUGUAAGACUGGAUGGACUAAAAAGAAUGCUCAAGUGGUGUGCCAGCAAUUUGGUUUGCCUUCGGACAAAGCACAGAUGAUUAGAAGUUUGACAACAAUGCCAAGUUCUUACUUUUCCUGGACUGAUAUUACUUGUAAUGGAACAGAAAAAAGUCUUCUGGACUGUGUGAGAUCUACUAGUAGCUCGACAUACUGUUAUGGUAGAAAAGCUGCAGUGAUUGUGUGCCCCAAAAAUCCAUGGAUUCGAUUGAUUCAAGAGACGAAAACUCGUACGAAGACGAGUGGAAUGCUGCAGGUUUACCAUAACAAUAAGUGGGGUUAUGUUUGUGAAAGUGGCUUUAGUGACAAUGAUGCACUGGUAGCAUGCCGAGAACUAGGCUUGCCAACGAAAUAUGCAAAGGAUGGAUCUGGCAGGAUUUCUGGUAGUGGAAGUGUAACACACUUGAAAUAUGUCGGAUGCAAUGGAGACGAAGAAAGUCUUGCCGACUGUUCUGCAAGUAAUGGGAGUUACUGCUACAGCUAUUCAAGGUCAAGAGUAAAAAUCUCCUGUGACAGUGUUUGUCCAGACAUGAAGUAUGGUGAAAACUGCCAAUUAACCUGCCCAUGCAACAGACAGAAUACUGCCUCUUGUGAUAUAGAAACGGGGCAAUGUGUGUGUAAGUCUGGAUAUACCGGGUUUUCCUGUGGAUGUACAGCUGGUUCUCAUAACUGUAACACCACGGUUUCUGAUUGUCACAAAGAAUCCGGUAAAGUACUCUGCAUCUGCAAGAAAGGAUACACCAGUUCUAAGCAUGGUUGUAUAGAAAAUGUGCGGAUAAACAGUGACAAAAUUGUUCAGUUAUUUGAAAUGGAUGGAUGGAAAUAUGCUUGUAGAAACAGCUUUUGGUCAAGAAAGAAUGCUUUGGUAUUAUGCCGUCAGCUCAACCAAAGCUCGGAUAUUUUAUAUUCCACUUCACGGUAUCGAAGUUAUGGUUACCAGUUUUCAACUUCAAAGCGUGUCAUUACUUGUAAUGGAACAGAGGAAAUGCUGGCGGAUUGCCCAUAUACAGUGCAGACAUCUUGUUCUUAUAAUGCCAAAAUUAUGUGUGGGAAUUGCCCAAAUUGGACAUACUCCAGUGAUUGUUCUAAAUCCUGUGAUUGCAAUCGAGAAUAUAGUUUGGGAUGUGAUGUCAAUAAUGGAACCUGUAUUUGUCGAGAUAAUUUCAAAGGAGAUGAUUGUAGUUGUCAUGCAGCUACUGCAGACCCAUGCUCUGGGCAACACUCCAAAUGUAAAUUUGACAGAUGCAUCUGUGAAGAGGGAUCCUUCAAUCAGUCAGCAUCAUGUUCAGAUUUAAAAGACACCAUCUACUAUUGCUCUUUCCAAACGUAUUCAUGGCGAGACACUUGUAGUAUAAGAACUUUGAAUAGCCGUUCGAAUCGACACGGUUACGUAUCUUCUAGUUCUUGGAGGCCAAAAGCUGGUAGCGACAAUUUCAAUUAUCUGUAUGUGGAUACACGACCUUACUAUAUCUCUGCUGAUUCCUAUUUCAACGAAAUGAACUUGACAUUGCAAAUAGCACGGAAACAGUUCUGCCUAUAUUUCGACUAUGUGGUUAAUGGACGUGGGACAAUAAUAGUAUCAACAAUAGACAGUAUGAACUUGGAAUCAACAGUAGCCACUCUGUCAGGCCAGUCUCCGAAAAACUGGACAACCAAAUACACAGAAAUAAAUGGAAAGCGUCCUAUAAAUCAGAUAAAGAUCACAAUGGGGGAAAGAACAGCCAUUGACAGAAUUGUUGCGGCAGGGACCUCAUGUGUGUGCCCAGAUUGGACAUUUGGUCAAGAUUGUGACAAAUGUGCAUGUGUGAGGAUGCACACACAAUCUUGCGAUAGAACCCGCGGGACUUGUCAGUGUAAAGCAGGAUAUACAGGAGAGGCUUGUCAAUGUGAGGAUAACGGGAAACCUUGCUUACAUGAUAUUCGUUUGGUGAAUGGAAACACGACCAACAUGGGAAGAGUGGAGGUGGUCACAGACGGCAUUUGGUCUACAGUUUGUGAUCAAAACUGGGACGACAAUGAUGCCACAGUCGUCUGCAAACAUCUAGAAAUAGCAAAAUAUGGUAUAGCUGUGUUGAAUGCAGGCUUUGGAAAAGGCAUUGGGCCUGUUCAUGUUGAUAGAGUAAAUUGUCAGGGAAAUGAAACAGAUUUCAUGGAAUGCCCAUUCACUCAAUCAUCAUGUGACCAUUCAGAUGAUGCAGGAGUAAUUUGUGUCAAUAUAUCUAGUGUUAUCCGACUGCGUGGCGGUAGUGACAAAACUCAGGGUCGUCUAGAGAUUAAAAUUGAUGGGAGUUCAUGGGGUACAGUGUGUGAUGAUGGAUUUUCAGUGGAGGAUGCACGGGUGGCGUGUCGACAGCUGGAACUACCCACGAGGAACGUCCAAGCUAAAACAUCUGCAUAUUAUGGGCAAGGGACAGGAAGAAUCUUAUUAAGCAAUCUGCAGUGUAAUGGAAAUGAAAUAUCUAUUCAGUCUUGCCCAGCCACAAAGUAUCCUAGUAGCUAUAGCUGUGGUCAUUAUGAAGAUGUUGGUAUUUCCUGCUCAAAUGACUGUCCAUUAUUUAAGUAUGGAGAGAAAUGCGAGAACGAUUGUGUUUGCGAUCAAAGAACUUCCUUAUCAUGUGACAAAGACACAGGGGAGUGCAAAUGUGAAGAUGGAUGGACAGGUCCCCUUUGUUCAUGUGGAAACAAUAUGAAAUGCGAUGAAAAUUCGUACUGUGAUGGGUCCAAAUGCCUUUGUAUUGAUGGGUUUUUUACUAAACCAUCAAAUUGCUCAGAUGAUAAAGCCGUGGUUUAUUCCUGUUCAUUCGAGACGGACUUUGACGUAUGUUCCAUUGUAAACUAUGGGAAAAUGAAGUGGAAAAAAGACAGUAGUGGGACACCUAGCGAUGACACGGGUCCAUAUACUGCGAAAAGGGGCAAAUACUAUGUAUACACGGAAGCUACCAGCAAGUCCACUGGCGACAAAGGAGUGAUGGAAAUUCCACUUGACAAAUUGAAUUCAACGAGGUAUAACUGUUUCCAGUUUUACUUUCACAUGAGAGGAGAUGACAUGGGCGAUUUAAAUAUAACCACAGAAGAUAGAUUUGGAUCAAAUAUUGCAAGGUGGUCAAAGUCGGGACAUUAUGGUUCUCGCUGGGACAGAGGCUAUGUAGCUCUAUCAGCCGAUACAUUUAAGAUAAAGAUAACGGGGAUAAGAGGCAAUGGGUAUCAGUCAGACAUUGCACUAGAUGACUUCAAAAUCUUGCAAGGACAUUGUGUGUGUGACAAAUGGAAAUACGGUUUGAUGUGUGAAAAAUCGUGCAACUGUAGAAGAAGUAGUUCUGAAAGCUGCGACAGCCAGACAGGAAGCUGUGUUUGCCGGUCCGGAUGGAGUGGAAAGACAUGUAAUUGUAUGAAAGCAACUGACACAUGUCAUGUUGCCUAUUCCUAUUGCCAUGGUAACCAGUGCCUGUGUAAAGAUGGCCAGUAUGACACAGGUGUAACUUGCUCUGGUAUGAAUGACAUCACAUAUUUCUGUUCAUUUGAUUUGCCACACAGCGUUGACCAAUGCAAAAUUGAAUUAUUCCCAAUGAAAUGGGAUAUUGAAGAGAGCACCAGGCAUUCGAUAAAUGAUGAUUACCAUCUUGACGACAAUCGCUAUUUGAUGACAAGAGUCAGCACUCUGGGCAAUGUGUACAUAUUUACUCUCAGAAAUAUAACUUUAAAAAGCAAAAGCUGUCUACAAGUGAAAUAUUUUGCACGUGAUCCAACGAAGCAAAUGCUUAGAAUUCAAGUAAUAAAGGACAACCAUUUGAUGAGUAACAAGUUGUUUCAAGGAAGGGAUUGGUCAACAGCCCGUGUCUCCUUAGCAGCAGCUUCACAUGUCAAGAUUCAUUUCAUGGCUUACAUUUACAACAGUUUACCUGUGCUAAUAGAUGAUAUAAUCAUCACUGCCAAGGAUUGUGGUGCAUGCUCACAGUGGUAUUAUGGUUCAGAUUGUGAAAAAAUGUCCAAAUGCAACCGCACAAAUACGCUUUCAUUUGACAACAAUGACCUUUGCAACUGCAAGAGAAAUUGGUAUGGUGAAUGGUGUGAUUGUUUGAAGGCACAAAAUGACGCAUGUGUCAAACAGGGAGAAGUGUGCAGGGAAAGCACCUGUACCUGUAAAGAUGGAUAUACCAGAGCCGGAACGGGCUGUAGAGAUAUCAACGAAUGCAAAAAUGUGUGCAAGAGUCCUCUACAAAUAUGCACAAACGGCGCUGGAUCGUAUAAAUGUGUUUGUAAAAAUGGAACCUUUGGAGAUGGAAAUAUUUGCUCAGAGUCAGUGUUUGCAGUUACAAAUGGGUCUCGUUCACAAGAAGGUACAUUGUUGAUGUGGCGAGACAAUGCAUGGGGGACAGUUUGUCAGCCAUUUGAUUUGAUAAUCGCCAUGAAAGCUUGUAAAACAAUUUUUCCGGGAAUGUAUGGCAUUCAUCUUGCUCGAAAAGGUUACAAAUCACCAAAUGGAAUAUCAUACAGCUCUGUAUUACGCGAUCAUAUUAUAAAAGGAUCUGACUAUUCAGAAUAUGGUGUUUCUAUACAGCCAUGUGAUACAGAGAAAAAUGCUGUGUAUCUUACAUGUGGAGUCUGCGGAGGGAUAUACAAAAACCAGUUUGGACUUGUCGAGCCUCCUCUUCAAACUCCAGCAAACACUCUCUGCUAUUUUUUAUUGUCACCAUUCAAUGCAAAAUCCAUAAAUGCAACAUUCAUCUCCUUCUCCAUGAACUUAAACAAUAACAAUGAAACACAAUCAAAACGAUCCAUUAUAUGGUGUGGUGACACCUAUCUAGAGAUUUAUGAUGGGACAGAUAUGGAUUCCCCUUUCCUUGGACGAUAUUGUGGAAGUCGACCAAGAUUCACUAUCAACUCAAAAGGAAAUUCAUUAUUUGUUGUGUAUAGAACAUCCCGAGAUACAUCCAAGCAUGAUUUCCAGAUGAUUUACAGAACAGAGAAGAAUGUUGAAGAUCCUCACGCACUUGGAGAACGCUGCAGCCACUCUACGCAAUGUGUAGCAAACAACGCCUCUUGUAUUAGCAACAGAUGUUCAUGUCACAGAGAAUACUACAUGUUUGAUACAGCCACAUGCUUACAAAAAAAACAUUGGAAUUCUUCCUGCCUUAGACCUGAAGAAUGCAAAACUGGAUAUUGCGAUACUGAAAACUCUUUGUGUAGUUGUCCAACCUAUUCAGAAAUUGAUGUAGAAAAUGAAGAAUGUACAGCCAAACCAGCACCAUUGGAACAACCGGAGAACUCUGCAGUAUGGCUGGUGCCACUCGUUGUCUUUAUUCUGCUGAUUAUUAUUAUUCUGAUUGCAAUCAUCAUUGUCUUUGCUAGAAGGAAGGGAUACAUUCUUUGGCGUCGGGGGAACGAUGCAACUUUCACUUACUCGGAACUUAUGUCUGCAACAAAUCCUUUGUAUGGAUUCAGCGCUGACGACAAAAGUUCACAUCGAGGCUCAGUUAUUUCCAUUAAUCAAUCGGGAGAUGACGAGAGUCACCGAAUACGUCUGAGUAAUUUUGGCGAAAUCUAUGAGAGCAUGUGUGAUAAUGUGAACUGGCCAGAGGAGGAAUUUCAGAACAUUAUUCAGAUCAGUCAGCAGAGACCAACAGACAUUGGAGCAGCCUCACAAAACAGGCAUAAAAACAGAAAUGGGGACAUCUUGCCAUAUGACUACAACCGCUUGAGAGAAUCUGGAACAACCAGUGUUGCAGACUACAUCAACGCAAGUGUGAUAGAGGGUCUGCACAGCCAUUAUCCCUACUAUAUCGUGACACAGUAUCCCCUCGUAUCCACACAGAAUGAUUUCUGGAGAAUGGUGUGGAAGCAAAGAGUCUCUUCUGUUAUUGGACUUGUCUCCAGCAAUGAAAAGGAAGUAUACUUCCCAACAAAAACGGGAAUGACUAGAACCUUUGGAAAUAUCAAGGUGCAAACACUAUCAACUUUAACUGUGCACAGAUGUACAUUCCGAUGCUUGAAAAUUUUGAAGGGAUCGAAAAGCCACACAGUGAAUCAUUUUCAGUCGUCAUUCCUCUCCAAUUUCACAAAAGACGAGUGUGGUGACCUAGUGAAUCUUGUAAAUCUUGUACAUUCCAAUGCAGAAGCUGGACACGACAGUAGACCAAUGGUUGUUCAUUGUUUGAAUGGAACUGGUAAAUCAGGAUUGUUUGUGGCCAUGGAUUACCUCCUUCAGCUCAUUAACAAUGGAGAUACUCACAUCGACAUUUUUAAGCUGACCCAAAUCCUUGUCAACAACCGAGUGAAAUUAAUAGAGAACGAGACACAAUACCAAUUCCUGUAUGAAUGUGUAGAGUUCUACUUGGAGCAUAGAAAAUCCAGCCAAUUUCAAAAAGACUCUGAGUUCAAUUUUACAGAGGAAGAAGACACAGGACUGAUAGAAAUAUCUCCAACAGACAAGACAACUUUCUUCACAAAAAAGCACUGACUGAAGAGAUAGAUGUUUUUCCAAUGCUACGUGUAAUAGUAUGGCAUAACUAACAUUGUGACAUAAAUGCAUGUUUAUAUUCCAUUGCUUAUAAGUGUGAAAAUAUGUAGUCUUCUUCCCAGUAAUCUAGUUAGUCACAUUCCUGGCAUGUAAGGAGUUGAUUUGCUGUCAGACGUUUUGGAGAAAAAUAUGUUGUAAUGUACAUGUGAAAUUAAAUAUCUCAGCAUUGAAGUUAAGCUGUCCAUGAGAUAAUCAAGCAGGGAUUAAUGUCUUUUUAUAUAUUUUGUCCCUAAAUAGUGAAGUAUCACAAAUUCCACUGUGGCUUGUAAUUGUGCACAAUUGUAUAUAAUCAUUUGUAUUCUGGGGCAAAAUGCUACCCAUUCUGAUAAUCAGUGGCAAUUAAGUAGGACAUUUUGACUUGCACAUGUAAUAUGUUAUAUUUUUCCUAGAUGAGGGAUCUAGGUGUUAUCUCAAUAUUAAUUUUUCUGUAUAUUCUAGCUUAAGCAUUUUGAAGACGAUUGCAUGCCAUAAACCUUUAUACCGGUACCUCUGUAUAUAAAUCAGAAAUAAAAUGUCUUGUCUCAAUUCUUAGUUUAUAACAUAUGCAUUUAUUAAAAUAUUUUACACGGCAGUUUAAAGGCAACUGCCAUGCACUCCACUUCAUCAUUGCCAUAAUAGGACCGUACACUGCCAUGACAUCACACGAGUCCUGAAAAUGAACAACAGGUAACUAUACUCAAAAGUUUAAACAAUUCCCGUACUUUUGAGGUAAUAUCUUGCGUAAUUUAGAAAAAGAAUUUCAUAUGAGAAUUGAAAACUACCUAGACCAUAGAUACAAGGGACAAGAUAAAAAGAUCAAUAUCUCGCAAAAAAAGACUGGGCUAAUUUCACAUUUUCAUCAAUUCCCCCCCUUCCCCCCCCCCCCACACACACACACACACACCCCUUUUAAAACUAAAUAUGAUGAAUUUUGAUCCAAAUCAAUUAUCAAGUACACGUUCUGAUGACACAAUAAUUUUCUACUGUUUAUUCAUAAAUGAAAGGUCAAAUAGUAUUUAAAUGUACAAUGAGAAAGUUGAUUCCUUCAAGAAAUUGCUUAAUUAAUGUUGAAUGAUUAUACCCAUACAGUAUACCCACCCCAGCUAUUUUAGAUAUAAGGAACAAGAUUAAGAAGAUCAAUAUAUCACAAAAAUACACUACCGUAAUUUCACAUUUUCAUCAAUCCCCCACUCCACCCCACCCCUUUUAAAACUAAAUAUGAUGAAUUUUGAUCCAAAUCAAUUAUCAAGUACAAGUUUUGAUGACCCAAUAAUUAUACCCCCCGCAACAAGUUGUGGGGGGGUAUACUGGAAUCGGGUUGUCCGUCCGUCUGUAGACGCAAUGGUUUCCGGGCUCUAAAGCAUUAUCCUUUCCACCUACCGUCACCAUAUCAUAUAUAUGGACUACCCAUGGGAUGAAGAUGUUCCCUAUCGAUUUUGGGGUCAAAGGUCAAGCGCACUGGACAUCGAAGUAGCAAUAUGGUUUCCGGGCUCUAAAGCGUUAUCCUUACCACCUACCGUCACCAUAUCAUACAUAUGGACUACCCAUGGGAUGAAGAUGUUCCCUAUCGAUUUUGGGGUCCAAAGGUCAAGCACACUGGACAUCGAAGUAGCGAUAUGGUUUCCGGGCUCUAAAGCGUUAUCCUUACCACCUACCGUCACCAUAUCAUACAUAUGGACUACCCAUGGGAUGAAGAUGUUCCCUAUCGAUUUUGGGGGUCCAAAGGUCAAGCGCACUGGACAUCGAAGUAGCAAUAUGGUUUCCGGGCUCUAAAGCGUUAUCCUUUCCACCUACAGUCACCAUAUUAUACAUAUGGACUACCCAUGGGAUGAAGAUGUUCCCUAUCGAUUUUGGGGUCCAAAGGUCACGCGCACUGGACAUCGAAGUAGCAAUAUGGUUUACGGGCUCUAAAGCGUUAUCUUUUCCACCUACAGUCACCAUAUCAUAUAUGGACUACCCAUGGGAUGAAGAUGUUCCCUAUCGAUUUUGGGGUCAAAAGGUCAAAGGUCACGUGCACUGGACAUCGAAGUAGCAAUAUGGUUUCCAGGCUCUAAAGCGUUAUUCUUUCCACCUACAGUCACCAUAUCAUACAUAUGGACUACCCAUGGGAUGAAGAUGUUCCCUAUCGAUUUUGGGGUCAAAAGGUCAAAGGUCAAGCACACUGAACAUUGAAGUAGCAAUAUGGUUUCCGGGCUCUAAAGCGUCAUCCUUUCCACCUACAGUCACCAUAUCUUACAUAUAGACUACCCAUGGGAUGAAGAUGUUCCCUAUCGAUUUUGGGGUCAAAGGUCACGCACACUGGACAUCGAAGUAGCAAUAUGGUUCGGUUUGUCAUGCCAUUUGUUUUUUACACUCAGAAAAGAGGUAGUUUAUACCUAUUACCAACACCCUUUGGGAGAUUGGGGUAAGCGGGGGGUAUUCUUAGUGAGCAUUGCUCACAGUACCUCUUGUUUUCUACUGCUUAUUCACAAAUGAAAGGUCAAAUGUAGUAUUUAAGUGUACAAUGAGAAAGUUGAUUCCCUUAAGAAAUCGCUUACUUAAUGUUGAACGAUUGACAGAUAGCAGUAGGAGUUUUUACCCAUACGGUAUACCCAUCCCAGCUAUUUUAGUAUAUAGUGUUAUCCGACAUUUAUAUUUUGCUUUUGUCUCAAAGAGAAUGAUUCAAAAUAUUAAUUACAAACUAUUUAAGAUCCAUUUUCUGUGAACUUCUAACCAUGAAACUGAAAUGUUCAAAUAACCCUGUAUUUAUAUUUGAAAGCAAACUAUAAUUUGUUGAUCUUUUUCCUUUAAUUAUAUAAUUAUAUCCUUUGAAGUUUACAACUAAAUACUGUGUAUUUUUGUUUCACGACUGGUGUAUAAAUCAGGAACCCAAGCAGCUGUUCUUCAGGAAAUUAUUAAUACAUGAUAUUGUAAGAAACUACAGACAUUUAUUAGUUUUACUUUUAAUAUAAAUUGGAUUAAAAAUGGCUUCAAAUAGAUAUUCUGAUAAAAUCCUUCUGUAUGAAAAAUUGAAUGGGAUUUUUUGCCCAUUGCCUUUAAUAAACUCAGUGCUUUGCCAAAAAUUGAAAUACUUAUAAAAUGUUGGUAUUUUAAUUGGUGGUAUAAUCUGUUGAACAUUUUGUUCUUGUUGCUCCAUUUUUAUGUACACAGUUUGAUUCAUGGUGACGUGACGUCAUGCAUUGGGUGAACAUUGCAUCAUUUGUGCAACAUUUUUGAAUAGUAAGAAAUGUGUCACUAGCAUUUAAUUUUAUUUAAAUUUAAUGUUUCUGACAAUGUGCAUAUAUUCAACAAUUUUCAAAAAAUUUAAAGUAAAGAUGUUGAAAAAUUCAGAAGUGAUUAUAUUGUUGUAUGAUUUGUGCACUGAGUGUUUACCAAGUAGAAAGAUCGCCACUGAAAACAGCAGCUAAUUGUUAUAACUCCCCUGUAUAGAGGGUCUGGAAUCUAGUGUAGUAUUAGUAUGUAGAAGUGAUAUGAAAGUAAACAUUUGACAUGUUUUGCACUAUGUAUGUACAUGUGUAUCAUAUAUGUAAUGAGUGUAUAACACAUAUGUAAAUCCAAAUAGAUUAAAGGAGAAUAUAUUCCUUUUCUUUAUAUAUUUUGAAAUGUAUUCUAACUGUAAUGCAUGUGAAUAUUGUGAUGUGUAUUCUGAAUAUUGGGUCAAAAAAAUUGAUGAUGAUGAUGUUUUUUUAUUUUCCUUGAUUUGAUUGAGAAGGGAAAGCCCUUUUAACGAUUUCGCUAUGUCUGUAGAUGGCUGAUUACAUUACUCAAUUUAUACUUUAGGCAAGGAGUGAAUGAACUCAUUGAGGACACAUCUCACUGACCCAUAAUACGAUCCUGAUCUGUAAAUGGUGAUUUAUUCCUAGUUAUGCUUUUCAAGUAUUAUCAGUUUCAUAUAUAUAUAUGUAUCAGUACUUAAUCCAAAUAUUUGCAGUUUGCAUUGCUCCUUAUAUGACUUCUUAAAUCGGCAGUAUUUUUGAUAAGGUAUUUCAGAAAUGUUUUCUUCAACUGAUUUCAAAAUGUAUGCAGUUUUAUGUAUUACAUAUAGUGAUCUGAAGUCAGUUAGGGAGUGUUCCCUUAUUUAAGAUAUCAUUGCAUACACUGUCUAUUAAAGCUUUUGCAAUCAACAAA